This is a messenger RNA of Mesorhabditis belari, 444 nucleotides long. NCBI's taxonomy places the organism in Eukaryota, Metazoa, Nematoda, Chromadorea, Rhabditida, Rhabditidae. The record is from the annotation of a GenBank genome assembly.
AUGACAGCCCCACCCCUCAACCCCGACUAUUCGAACAUGUCGAGUUUUCAUCAACGAAUCUUCGGCUUGAAUGGUCCAAGGGAGCCCACAAAUACUCAGGAACGCCACAUCGAAGAUCUCGAAAUGACGACAUUUCGGGCUCUCCAAGCACAAGCCGACAUGGAAUAUAAGUUGGAGGUGGCCGAGGCACAAAGAAAACGACUCGAGCAGCAGCAACGACAACAACAAAGGGAACAAAGAGUGUUCCAAACAUCCACUCAACCCUUUCCACUACGUGGCACUUUCCUUGUCGAUCGAAUUGUGCGACAACCGGCCGUUAGAGACAACUCCCCACCGGUGGACGAGUUUUGCUGCACUGGGAACACCCUCUUGAAACUUUUCCUUUUCAUUGUCGGACUGUCAAUGCUGGGCUUCGGCAUUUUUCUUAUCAUUCAUUUCUGUUUC